CCAAUUCGAGACUGUAGACUUCUGAAGGGUAACAUAGACUCUUGCUGCAACAAUACUAUUUCUCCACUAAGAGACAGUAGACAGUAUGUUCUUUGUCUUCAAGCAGCCGGACAAGAUUGAGAGUGAAUAAUUCAUAUCAAAAACUCAUAUUCAAGCAAACAGUGGACGUAUACGCAAAUGGAUUCAAGUGGCAUAGUUCCGGAUAUUAUUGACAAUAAGCCAAAAGGUUUACUACAGGUUACUUAUUCAAGUGGUGUUAAAGUAGAACUUGGUAAAGAACUGACCCCCACUCAGGUUAAGGAUCAACCCACAGUCAGUUGGGAGGCGGAGGAUGAUGUUCUGUAUACUUUGAUUAUGGUGGACCCCGAUGCACCAUCACGUGCCGAACCAACUAGUCGGGAAAUUUUACACUGGUUGGUUAUUAAUAUUCCAGGCAAUAAAGUAGCGGAAGGUCAAACUGUUGCGGAAUACAUUGGUUCUGGUCCACCAGAGGGUACUGGCUUACACCGUUAUGUUUUCUUAGUCUUCAAGCAAACGGACAAGAUUGAAAGUACAAAAUUUAUACCAAAAACAAAUUCUGGGUUAAGAAGACGUUUAUCGUUUUCCUCGGAUUCAUCGGAUUGCAAUAGCACAAACCCAACAAACACAUCGAUUGGGAGCAAAAGAAGUCGUAAUCCUCUUAAAUGGAUACGAACUUUACAAAAUCAUAACAGAAUAAAAGGUUUGGCAUACUGGAUUAGGGAAGGAAAAUUAAUACCUGCAAAAACGUUUGUCGAUAUACAAUGCAGAUGCCGUCAAAAUUGCAAUCAAAAAAUUAUUUCGGAUGAGAGAGAGGCUGCCAUGAAUUUUAUAGAUUAAAUAGUCAGCUUGAGG
Messenger RNA from Bactrocera dorsalis (oriental fruit fly), 873 nucleotides. RefSeq names its product phosphatidylethanolamine-binding protein homolog F40A3.3-like. NCBI's taxonomy places the organism in Eukaryota, Metazoa, Arthropoda, Insecta, Diptera, Tephritidae. The record is from RefSeq and is a predicted model, not a curated record. The coding region runs from base 178 to 858 and encodes 226 amino acids. The transcript has 4 exons.